AUGAGAUUGGUGACACUGCUUUCGGGGCUUGUGAGCCUUGUGAGUGUGUUUGGUCUGGAGCUUGAUCUGGAUGAUUACGCUUCUUUGCAGAAUGCGACUGCGCUAGUCGCUUACGGUUUGAUGGAUUAUUACACCGGUGACCAGUAUGGUAAGACUGUGGGGAUGUUUUCUGAUCCGUACUACUGGUGGCAGGCCGGUGGUGCCUGGGGUUGCAUGCUCGACUACUGGUACUUCAUGCAGAACGAUACGUACAACGACAAGAUCAUGGCAGCGCUGCUGCACCAGACCGGUGACAACAACGACUACGUGCCUCUGAACCAGUCUACCACCGAGGGUAACGAUGACCAGGCCUUCUGGGGUAUCGCUGUGAUGCAGGCCGCGGAGAGGAAGUUCCCCAACCCGCCAGAUGACAAGCCGCAGUGGCUGUACCUGACGCAGGCCGUUUUCAACACCAUGGCGCUGCGUUGGGACUCCGAGACGUGUGGCGGUGGUCUCAGAUGGCAGAUUUUCGUGUGGAACUCCGGUUACGACUACAAGAACACCGUCUCCAACGGUGCACUGUUCCACAUCGCCGCAAGACUGGCCAGGUACACCGGUAACCAGAGUUACGUGGACUGGGCAGAGAGAGUCUACGACUGGAUGGAAGACGUGCACCUAAUCGAUAACGGCACAUACAGAUACGUGUACGAUGGUGUUAGUAUAAACGACAACUGUACAACAGUCACCAAGUACCAGUGGACUUACAACCAGGGUCUGAUGCUUUCCGGCUCUGCCUACUUGUUCAACAUGACAGGCUCCGAUCUGUGGCACGAAAGAACACACGCUUUCCUGAACGCAUCCCGUGUCUUCUUCAACAACUCGAUCCUGUAUGAAGCCGCAUGUCAAGGCCCAAACACUUGUAACACAGAUCAACGUUCCUUUAAGGCCUACUUCGCCCGUUUCCUGGGCUCGACCGCAGAACUAGUCCCAGAGACUAGGCAACAGAUCAUGACCUGGUUGAACACUUCCGCUCUAGCGGCAGCAAAAUCUUGCUCCGGUGGUACAGAUGGACACACCUGUGGUUUGAACUGGUUCCGCGACGACUGGGACGGUAUGUACGGUCUUGGUGAACAGAUGGCUGCCCUUGAAGUGAUGGUAAACACACAAGCUCUAAAGAGAGCACCACCUUAUAACGCCACAAAUGGUGGUAACUCUACUGGUGAUGGUGCUGCUGGUACAAAACCACAUCCAACCAACUUGGCUCCUCUUCAUAUUACUGGUGGUUCUAGAGCUGGUGCUGGUAUCAUUACAGCUAUCAUCGGUAUUUCAAUUAUUGCAUGUGCACUAUGGUUAGUUUACUGA
Molecule: messenger RNA, 1341 nt
Organism: Nakaseomyces glabratus
Lineage: Eukaryota; Fungi; Ascomycota; Saccharomycetes; Saccharomycetales; Saccharomycetaceae
Gene: DCW1
Product: putative mannan endo-1,6-alpha-mannosidase
Biological process (GO): fungal-type cell wall biogenesis; budding cell bud growth; carbohydrate catabolic process
Molecular function (GO): mannan endo-1,6-alpha-mannosidase activity
Source: RefSeq, a predicted model, not a curated record